Molecule: messenger RNA, 407 nt
Organism: Parathielavia appendiculata
Lineage: Eukaryota; Fungi; Ascomycota; Sordariomycetes; Sordariales; Chaetomiaceae
Exons: 3
Coding region: 141-302 (53 amino acids)
Source: RefSeq, a predicted model, not a curated record
GGCCAAUGAAAUUCAAUGAAAUUGAUAUCAAUUGUGCUAGCAAUUAGAUCCUUUUAAAGUCAAGUUGUUGGGCAGCCAACAGUUACAUGCUCGAGUAAGCUUAGAUCAACCAAGUGGUAUUGAAUAGAUUGAGGUAUGAGAUGAAGCUUGAAUUGGAGUCACGAUUCCAGAGUGACACACAAAUGAAGGAUCAAGAUAGUGGGUUAGGGUGUCUCAGAAUGUCCCUUUUCUUUUUUGGACAAAUUGUCCUCUCUAAUCCUGCCAGGGGAAUUACCCCCUUAUAUAGAGACAGUGUGCCAUGAUAUGACGCUUAUGUCAGGAACUGCGUCAUUGUGAUGGAUCUGUGUUGACUGAGAGUCUCGCAUUGAACAUCAGUGCUCAGUCCGUGAAUCUUGGUGCCAAGGAAC